CAUCACGACGUCCACUCUGAUUGGUCAAGGGUUUUUGCAUUACCAGCAACUCUCACUUUGAUUAGUCAAGGAUUUUCGCAUUACGAGCAGCUGUCUAGAAAAGAACACAUUCAUUCGAUCAGCAAUCCUGCGCAGCUGCGACAAAAUAAAAACAGGACCUAGACAAGUUGCGUUGCAUUGGUUUUCUCGAGCUCAAGCUCAAGCUCAAGCUCAAGCUAGAGUGGAAUGUUUUAGUCCUUCGUUUGAUAUUUUCAUCGGAUAUCUUGAUCUAUUGGUGCUGAUUGUGUUAACAAUGAUGAAUGCUAUGAGGAAAUGUUAUGGAAUUCCAUGCCUGGCCCUGAAUACCAUGCGACUUUCCACCUCUCAACUUAUCAGACCAGAACUCAGAGGAAGAGACUUUGUCAAUGGAGACUUUACCCCCUCCGAGCUGAAGUCUGUUUUAUGGACUGCUGUUGAUUUGAGGGACAGGUCAACACAAAAGAAUGAGAAUUUCUCCUACAUGAGAGGCAAAUCUGUAACCAUUCUUCAGGAGUCAGGAAUGCCAGAUACACUGAGCAAUGUUGCAUUGGUAACAGCAGCACAUAGACUCGGUGGAAAUGUUGCAAGAAUGGCAUUUGACUCAAAUAAAACAGAUGUCUCAGAUUUGGCAAACUGUCUCUCGGAGGUAUCGUCGGUGAUCGCCGUCAGCUGCCGUCACCAGGCAGCGCUGCAGGCGGCCGCAGAUGGCGCUGCUGUGCCCGUGGUCAGCCUCGGCAGUGAGCAGCACGACCCGCUGACGGCUCUGGGGGAGCUGCUGGCAGUGCUGGAGCACUACAGCUACCUGAAGCGCCUGACUCUGGCCUGGGUGGGCCCAUGCUGCGCCCGGCUGAGGUCCUUCCUUCAGCUGCUGCCUCCUCUGGGAAUACACCUCCGCUACUGCUGCCCUCAGGAAGAGGACCUGUCCCCAGAGGAGCUGGGUGACCUGGUGGGGCGCACAGUGCAGCACCACACCCAGUUCAGUCGACACGAGUCGGCCGCUGAGGCCACGUACCGAGCGCACGUGCUUGCCACCACGUGCCACCAGUACGACCAACUACAGAUUACUGAGAAGCACGCGGCCGAGGCGGACCUGGACUGGACGUUCGUACAGGACCUACCUGUCAGCCGGUCAGCGGUGGCGGCGGCGGUGCACGGAGACCGGCAGCGCUCGCUGGUAGCUGCCUCCGCCGGCUGCCGCCACUGGCUAGCCACAGCCCUGCUCACAGAACUAUGUGCAGAACAUGAGAGGCGCACGGAUAGGCCGGACUUUGAGGGGGAGCGGCGUGGUGUGGGGAUAGGGAGCGGCUGAGAAUGGGCCGAUUGGAGUUGAGGACUAGCGUGGUUAGGGAUAGGGAGGAGGAUGGACUGAGACACUCUGAUAGGAUAUUAGUGCGCCCGAGCGAGUGACGUGGCUAUUGCCGCUUCGUGUGAUGUGCUGGGAAGCUAUCACAAGACACCAGUAAUUAUUGACAACACUUUACCGCUGCUAAACUGAUGUGGCGACUGUGGAGGACGUUCUGUCGAUGUUUUGUGGAUUGGGUUUUGUCGUGGGACGGCGGUGACGUGGCUGAACGUAAUCAUGCUUAUGAUCCUCAUGAAUGUACAAUGACUUGCGUUGCGGUGUUAACUGUAAUAACGACAGUAUAUUUGCGUCUCAGACGCAGUACAAACUACAAAAUACCGACUUUCAGAACCAGUGUCUUUGCCUAAUAAAUAACCAGUGAAAAUCA
Molecule: messenger RNA, 1748 nt
Organism: Amphibalanus amphitrite
Lineage: Eukaryota; Metazoa; Arthropoda; Thecostraca; Balanomorpha; Balanidae
Product: ornithine transcarbamylase, mitochondrial-like
Exons: 7
Coding region: 293-1327 (344 amino acids)
Biological process (GO): L-citrulline biosynthetic process
Cellular component (GO): mitochondrion
Molecular function (GO): amino acid binding; ornithine carbamoyltransferase activity
Source: RefSeq, a predicted model, not a curated record